AUGUUGACUUAUAUCUUACAAGCUAAAGCUGAGCUACACAAUGUUGCAAAAGUGCAACCGGUUGAUGACGAAAACUAUCCUCAUGAUUUCAAGUUUAAAUUUCAAUGUAAUGGAUGCAAAACAGUGCACCCCAACCCGGUACAGAUUAAUCGAUUUGAAACAUUUCAAGUGACCGGGUUUCGCAGGUUGGGGAAUAUUUUGAUCAGAUGUAAGGCGUGCAAAAGAGAGAGGUAUGCUAUGAUUGACAAAGUUGGGGCUGGCUGUAUUUUGGGGGAAGGUGGAGGUGCUAGAACCGAUUAUUGUGACAUUUUAAAGAUUCACACCCACGGAAUGAGAAUGUUGGAAUUUAUACCUGAUGAUCAAUUUGAAUGUGUUACAACUUUAGGAGAGUUGGUCCAAGGCAUUGGACUAUUAGAUGGGGAAUGGGAGCAGACGCAAGAGUCCGGACUCGAGUUGAAAAUAGAGAAUGUCGAGUGGAAUUUGAAGUUGGUUUCUGAGAAGGAGCUAAAGUACAAAUGA
Molecule: messenger RNA, 519 nt
Organism: Lodderomyces parapsilosis
Lineage: Eukaryota; Fungi; Ascomycota; Pichiomycetes; Serinales; Debaryomycetaceae
Product: CXXC motif containing zinc binding protein
Exons: 1
Coding region: 1-519 (172 amino acids)
Molecular function (GO): zinc ion binding
Source: RefSeq, a predicted model, not a curated record